AUGACAGAAAGAAACAAGAAGGCAAUUAUUAUUGGAGGUUCUUAUGCUGGGUUUUUGGCAUUGAAAACUUUACUCAAAUCUUCGAGAGUAAAGUUAGAUAUAACUAUGAUUUCACCCAGUAGGAUGGCUUAUUUUAAUGCUGCAGCUCCUAGAUUACUAGUGGAACCAAAACUUGUUGAGCAAACUGUUUAUUCAAUUCCAGAGUCAAUUAAAAAGCUAGCAAGUGGUACUAUUCACCAAGUAAAUUUCUAUAAAGGUUCUGUUUCAAAAGUUAAUUUGGAUGAAAGAUUAGUCGCUGUUGGUGAUAACAAAUUAGAUUAUGAUAAUUUGAUCAUUACUUCUGGUGCUAGAACCAAGACCGCAGUUUUUAAGCUCGAUAAUACCAGGGAUGAAAUGUACACGUUAGAUGCUAUUAAGACACUUUCUUCAGAUAUUAAAAAGGCUCAUUCAAUUGCUGUCAUUGGUGGUGGUAGUACUGGUGUUGAAACAGCAUCAGAGAUUGCCUACAAUAGCCAUGAUAAAAAGGUUACUUUGUUCACCGGUAGUUCAGGACCAUUAUCCGGACUUGCGUCUUCUUCAAUGACAUCAGAAGCAACUACAAAAUUAAAGAAACUUGGAAUUGAAAUAAUCAAUGAUACGUUGGUCGAUGUCGAUGGUAAAUUUAUUGUAUUUCCCGAUGGAACUAAAAGAGAAUUUGAUUUAAUUAUUGAAUCACUGGGAACUAUUCCAAAUACUGAAUUUCUUCCUAAGAAGGUAUUGAAUUCGUUUGGUCUUAUUGAAACUGAUGAGUAUUUAAGAGUUGUUGGUUAUCCUAAUGUCAUAGCUGCUGGCGAUGUGGUUGGAUUAGGUACAGGUACAAUUUUCAAUUUGAAAUAUGACCAAGAACCUGUUUUAGUGAGAACUCUUGAAUAUGAAGUUUUGGAUGAUAAGUCGGUCAAAUUAAGACCAUAUCUGCAACCAACAAGUUUUACAUCAUUCACACCAAUUGGUAAAGACGGUGGCGUGGGUAUGGUAUUUGGAUGGCAUGCUCCUAAUUUCUUGGUUCGAUCAUUGAAAUCUAAAGAUUUUAUGAUUCCGAAGAGUUCAAGUCAUUUUACAUAG
Candida tropicalis MYA-3404 is the source of this 1101-nucleotide messenger RNA. RefSeq lists its product as uncharacterized. Gene Ontology annotation, cellular component: cytoplasm. Lineage: Eukaryota; Fungi; Ascomycota; Pichiomycetes; Serinales; Debaryomycetaceae. The record is from RefSeq and is a predicted model, not a curated record. Gene Ontology annotation, molecular function: electron-transferring-flavoprotein dehydrogenase activity; flavin adenine dinucleotide binding. The transcript has a single exon. The coding region runs from base 1 to 1101 and encodes 366 amino acids.